Ricinus communis (castor bean) is the source of this 2016-nucleotide messenger RNA. Its product is annotated as cyclin-SDS. Gene Ontology annotation, biological process: mitotic cell cycle phase transition; regulation of cyclin-dependent protein serine/threonine kinase activity. Bases 294 to 1775 code for a protein of 493 amino acids. Gene Ontology annotation, cellular component: cytoplasm; cyclin-dependent protein kinase holoenzyme complex; nucleus. The transcript has 7 exons. NCBI's taxonomy places the organism in Eukaryota, Viridiplantae, Streptophyta, Magnoliopsida, Malpighiales, Euphorbiaceae. The record is from RefSeq and is a predicted model, not a curated record. Gene Ontology annotation, molecular function: cyclin-dependent protein serine/threonine kinase regulator activity.
AUGUAUACCUCGCUCUAUCUUACACUAAAAUAACCAUCAACAACUAAGAACAAACAAACUACAAGAAGAAAAACAAAAGCGUGUGUGAGAAACUGGGCCCACGCUCAUCGUAUAAAAGGAAAACUCCUUCCACACCAUCAUCAUCACCACCACGCACUGCUUCACUCCCUUAACUUCCAUAACUAACCGAAUUCAUUCAACUCUCUGCAUUACACACUCAUUCCUUCAACAUCACUUCCUCUCUCUCCGCAAUUAAAUUUUGAACUCAAAAAAUGAAACUCAAAUAAAAAAGAAUGGAACCAGAGGCACACAUCACGAAGAAACCGCGAAGCAAACGCUGUUGGCGAUUCCGCCAUAAGAUCUCUCCGUCGAAUUCGGUGUCUUGCAAUUCAAGCAGAGUUACAGUCGAAUCAAAUGCUAAGAAGAGAAAAUCACUUGAACUAGAAAGCAACGUGCCGUUCCGGAGAAUCACGAGAUCUUACUAUAAGCAGCAAAACGAGACGAAGAAAGGAAAUGAAUUAGCUGAAGUGAGCGACUCUUCAUGUGUUGAAUCAAAUUCUGGAGUAAUUGAUUCUGCUGUUUUCGUUAGGAAAGUGUCCGAUGACAUCUUUUCUACUGCUUCUAAAGCAAGUCAAAACAAAUCAAUCGUUGAAACAGAGCUCUCUGAAAUUUCAAAAAACGAAGCAGUUUCAGUUAACGAGUCUUUAGUAGAACAAAAGUCAAAGAGCUUAGAAUCUGAAACUGAUCUUGCUUGCGCUGAGCAUUUCUCUUUGGACGAUGUCGUUUCAGAUUACUCUUCUAGUCACGGGACAGCUUUCUCUGAGCUUCAAUUUGAAGUAUUCCCGGAGAGUUCAUCGGACGGCCGAGAGUUUUCAGAUGAUUAUACGCCGUCGAUUUUCCUUGAUUCCGGAAGUGAGUUCUCCGAGAAAUCAUCUGAUGAUGCUCCGCCAUCACGUACUUAUUCUUUAUUGCUCGAGUUUCGAUGUCAAUUCUUAAGAUCAAGUGUUUCUCCAGACACGAUAAGAUCACUUAUUGGAGCAGAAAGCCAUAGCUUUAUGAGGUUAAAAAAUGAGGACGACGAAGAGAGCUACCAAUUGUUACGGGGAAGAGAGAGAAGGCAACUAUUUUUGCAUGACUACGUCGAGUUGUAUCGAUCCACGACGGAGUACGGUGAUCUCAUACUCCAGCAACGGCUACAAAUGGUCCAUUGGAUCGUCGAGCAGUCAACUGCCAUGGAGUUUCAACAUGAGACAUUGUUCCUUGGAGUUAGCCUUCUGGAUAGGUUCUUUAGCAAAGGAUAUUUUAGCAACGUAAGGAACCUUCAGAUUGUUGGGAUAGCCUGUCUUACAUUGGCCACGAGAAUUGAAGAAAAUCAGCUCUGCAAUCGUGUGAAGCGAAGGAACUUCCACAUAGAGAGCAAUGUAUACAGCAGAUCAGAAGUGGUUGCCAUGGAGUGGCUGGUGCAGGAGGUUCUCGACUUCCAAUGCUACUUGCCCACCAUCCACAACUUCAUGUGGUUCUAUCUGAAGGCUGCUAGAGCUGAUGCAGCGAUAGAGAAGAGGGCCAGAUACUUGGCAAGGCUAGCACUGUCAGACCAUGAGCAUCUUCGGCACUGGCCCUCAACAGUUGCAGCAGGGCUUGUCAUUAUGGCUUCUCUGCAAAGCGAGCAAAUUGAAUCUUACCAACGGGUCAUUGAGGUUCAUAUCAGAACAAAAGAAAAUGACUUGCAUGAAUGCAUAAAGACAAUGGAGUGGCUGAUACAGUAUGUAAGCUAGCAGAUCAGAAGAAUGGAUUGUAACCUCACAUUUUGUUCACUACCGUUGACUACUCAUACAUCACAAGACAUUGGAGAAAUGCAAAUGAAGAGCUCUCUAUAUUCUAAUAAAAAGCAGGUUAUAGAUAUCUGAUUCUUUUCCAACUAAGCAUAAACUCCUCUUGUUUCCGUCCAUAAAUGGCCGGAGGCAGAGUCUGUAACCACUUACCUGGCUUAUGCAAAGUUGGAGACACUAUUCUUUC